Molecule: messenger RNA, 5779 nt
Organism: Galleria mellonella (greater wax moth)
Lineage: Eukaryota; Metazoa; Arthropoda; Insecta; Lepidoptera; Pyralidae
Exons: 5
Coding region: 650-2701 (683 amino acids)
Source: RefSeq, a predicted model, not a curated record
UUUUAAUUGCCUAUUUGCAUAAUUCUAAUUAAAAAAUAUUCAUGGCUGUUGAUCAGUUAAAAAAGUUAUAAGAAAAUCUAAUAGUUUCCGGUCAAUAGGCAAAUUUCCUCAUCAACAAAUGAAAAAAGUCCAGAGUGCCAGUCAUAAAUAAAUAAAUUAUAAAGCAUAUGUAGAUGUACCAAAAGUUAUUUAUUUGUAUUUUUAGUUACAGUUUAAUUUCUGGAUUGUUUAGUGAUCACGGUUUGAAGAUAAUGUCACUUAGGUUUUUAUUAAUAAGCUCCUAAGACCAAUUUAAUUCGAUAAUAUUUUACAAUGUAAGAGUGACAAGGUUCUAAGUCGUGACGUCUCAUGCGUAUUAGCUUUACAUAUAUAUUACUUUCUAAUCGUUUCAAAAAUAUAAAAUUUAAUAAUAUUGCGACUAAUUACAGUUUAUUUUGUAUCAUUAUUAACUAGUUAACUUUAAAUGUAACCUAAUAAGUUAUAAAUGAAAACAUUCGGUUUACAAUUAACAAUGCAAUUUUGCAUUUUUACCUAUUAGUCUAAUAUCUAGGCCCUACGCUAUUUCUCAAUAGUACAAUAAUUUGCUCAGCUUUGCUUCUGAAUAGUGGAAACAUUAAUAUUCGAAGUAGAUAACCUGUGUUUAUGUUAUAUGGAUUGCAAACGUAAGACCACCAGUAUGUCGACGAAGUCGCAGAGGUCCGUGAAGCUGCCCGCCAAGGAAAUGAUCGUGACCAGGUACAAGUCGGCGCAGCAGAAGCGUCAGCUCCGCAACAAGGAUCGCAGCAUGAAGAGCAUCACCCAGCUGCUCAAGUCGCCGACCUCCAAGACUGGACAGCAGAGAAAACCAAGACUACCAUCAAAGAAACCACAAAAGAGUCCAGAAACCCACGCCACUCCAGCACCGAAGAAAUUGAAUUUGGAAACCAAGGAAUAUAUAACACCGACGGUGUUAAAGAAAAAGCCUAAACCGAAAAAAGUGUGGUUGAAACCGAAUUAUGAGAUGAAGAUGGUCGCUAGGACAAACAAGAGGAAACUGUGUACCCCGCAGCGAGAGCCACUGUCGCUUCCACUCAAGACGAAUAUCCGAUGUCGGCCCAUAGUUCAAAGUCCGGUAUACUCGGAGCUGAGCAUGCCAGAAGUGAUCCAGCUGGUCGAGGACACUGGGCAGCUGGAUGACGAGGACCUGAUGGAGAUACUGACCUGUCCGAGCCCUGUCUGGUGGGAGGACCCGCCCGAGCCGUGGUACACUGAGAACCCAAUACCGUCAUCAAGGCGAAUAUCAUCUCAAGACGAACCUCAGGACAUUUUGAAAGUACCUGCAACAGAUCUUGCGAGCACGCAGACUGUUAAACUCGACCCUAAGUAUAUUAGGAAAAGGUCGAACCUUGAAAUGUUACUUGAGGAUAUAAGAAAUAAAGCUAAUAAAAAGGACACGUCCAAAGUGGAAGUUGCUGCAAACAAUGAUAAGAAGGAGAAUGUGUCUAAUGAAAUUAUUAACGAUAAUGAAAGCAUGGCAGAUCCCGUAGUUAGGAAUUCUAAAAAAACACAAUCCGAAAGCACUGAAGGGGACUUGUUUGACGUGAGUUUCCAUGAUGAUAUCCUUACAAACUUAGAAAACAUUGAAAUACCCAUAGCAAAUAGUGAUAAACCUACAGAGUUGUUCGAUGAAUUUAAUAUAAAUACAGAGACAAAUGAUAAUGUAAAUCAUGAACCGGAAACACUACCACAUUUGGAGUACGCCAACGAUGUGGAAUCUCAUUUGAAAACGUCUAUAAUCCAUAAACAGGGUCUCAGUUGGAAAGAUUCAAGCGUAGUAGAAAGCCACGAUAGCAGAGGGCGCCACCCUCAAACUAGCAGCAGUAGCGUAGUGCCGAUGACGUUGCCACCUUUAAAAAAAUACCCUUUAACUAAUAUUAAACGUUCGUUUGUCUCGCCCGUAUCUAUUAGAAGUUCAGAUGACGCGUCGAGUGUUGACCAAGAAGCAGACACAAUAUCUGAUACUAAUAUAAAAUAUUUGCUAGACGAUGACGAGCAGACGACUAACAGUGAUGACAAGAACGGUGACACAUCACCCAAAGUCGACGAAGCCGAAUUAAUAGAUGACACAUCGAAAAAGAUAUUAGAAAAAAUAAAACAAUUCUUCAAAAAAAAGUCCAAAAGCAAAAACAAUGGAGAAGCAGAUUUAAGUGUACAGAAAACUGACUCGGCCAAUGAGGCGGAUAAAAAGAAAUUUAUUACGGUCUACAAAAUAAUGUCGGACGAGCACGACGAUAGGAAAUCGACAAUAUUACACAGCGAUAAACAAUCAAAUGAGUCCAAUAUAGAAAUCUCAAACGAACCAAAGGACGACAGUCCGAAAGAUUUCGAAAGGGGUAAAAGUAAAAUAAAUUCUUUUUACAAAAAAUGCAAAAGUAUCAAUAGAAGGAAAAUUAACGAACUAAACACUUCGGAUACUGGUGAUAAAAAAGAUAAAACUAUUUAUUUUUUUAAUAAAAUAAACGAGACGGAUACGAAUAGCGAUUCGAAGACCAUAGAGCCGAAUGGAAGCGUGAAAUAUUGUUUUAAAUGUUCGUCCAUAUUUGAAACGUCAUUUUGUACGUAUUGUAGUAAAAAUAACGCUUUAGACAGUAACAAACAGUGUAAUCACAAAACAGAUAAUACACUGCAAGAAAUACAAACAUGUACUCUGUGUGAAAAGUGACAUAAUGGAGAAAACUUUUUUUUAAUCCAUUUUUGAGGCUACGGCCGCUUUCGCUAUUGCUGGUAAGCUGUUCUAAUUUAAGAGGUUAGAUAUGGGAGUUACAUUACUGGCUGCUGUGAUUUGAGGUUUUGACUACAAGAGACGAUUAUAAGUGAUCUCUCUGGUAUCACGUGCAACUAUAGACUGCUAUAACCAUAGAUUAUACGUAUAUCUUAGAUUAUAUACAUAGAUAGAGUGUUGCUAUAGAAAUGCUUCGAGAAAAACGUAUCAACUUUUUCAUACAAUUUUGCGUGAUAAAUAUUUAUGAGUGAUUCCUUUAUAACUUCUAUGUUUACUUUGUCUUAUAAAGUUUGCGUCUUUUUAAUGCGUAAACACUCGUUUUAUUUAUUAAAUAAUACGUCAAGAUACAUUUUAUGCGUAAAUAUAUAGAAUAUUGAUAAAAAAAAAAUUAGUCGGCUAAUUUGACAAUUAGCUGACAAAAAGUUGACCAGUUUUUGAAGCUCGAAGCUCUAUCUAUAUAAUCUGAGACAUAUAUAGCUAUCUAUGUAAAAACGUGUAAUCCUUGAUACCUAUAUAGGAGCGAAUCGACCGACUUUCUUGCAUACACAUAUGAGCUACUUUCCGUGAAGGUUGUCGGAGAGGCUGCAUAAUCAUUUCCAAAAUGCCCUGUCAUUCCUGUGAAACUGCAUAAACUUAUUUCUAUACAAAACUUGUAAAAUAAGUAAUGCCAUACCACCGAUAAAUUUAAAAUCUAGAUUCUAUUUUUAAAUCGAUUUUAAAAGUAUUCCAUAUUUAAAUUUUAAAACUGUUCCACUACCGAGAUUAAUGGUAAUGAAAAACAAAAUAUAUGACUAUUUAAAAAUGCUUUAAUUUUAGUUUACUGGAAUAAUACUUUGUUUCUUUCUUUCUUUCUUUCUUUCUUUCUUUCUUUAUCGAUAUUUAAGUUUCCCAUUCGUGUUUCUACCGUGAAGCAGUUGUGUUUGCAUGGCUGUGUUUCGGUUUAAAGGGUGGGAUAUGGCGUGAAUUUACAAGGUACAGAGGAAUAACACCUGAGUCCUCAGGAAUGGCAACGCAUGGGGGGUGUCAUGGGCGAAACAGUAUACUCUGUUAUGUCCACGGUACUGCUCUUGUCUAUAGGCGACGGUUACCACUUUCCAUCAGGUGGGCCGUCAGCUUGUUUGUCAUUCUAAGUUGUAUAUAAAAAAAAAAAUAUUUUGAAAAUAUAAUGAAGUAUCAUGUUAGUGGUUACGUGGAGGCGGUAGUUAAAACAAAGUGUAAUUAUAAGACGAUUUUUCCAUAGAAUCUCGACAACCAUGCAUCGUUUUCAUUUACUCCGACAAUUUUACUAAUAUAAUAGAAUUGUAACUCGACGGUGUCUGUACAUAAAAGGUGUUUAAGUUAAAUUUAUCUUAUCAUCGUCAUACCAGCCUUUAACUGUCCACUGCUGAACAUAAGCCUCCCCCUUGGGGGGUUUUGCCAGUCGUUGCCACGCUUACAGGCAGAUUGGCAACCGUUAAUGCGGUUUUAGAGAUGUUUUAAGAGGGACGCUGCUACUAAUCCCUCGCCCUCCCCUUGUUGCCUCUUACGACACCCACGGUAAAGGAAGGGGUGGCCGAUUCUAUGCCGGGACCACAUAGCCAAAAUUUAUAUAAAAGGUCUUAAUAAAGACCAGUAAAUGUCAAGACAGUAUUUUUUUUUUAUAAAAUUUUGUCUCUCUGUAUAUUUGUUUUGGAAUCGGACAAAAACUACUGCAUCGAUUUGGAUGCAGCUAUCACAGUUGUGUUGCUGAAGCUCUGAUUUAAAGUGGGGUGUAUGAUUUAUCUCUACGCUAUCUAGAAAUGGUAAAUUCCAUUGAUUUUCUUCUGAAAUUCGCGCGUACGCAAUAGACGAGAUACGAGGGUUAGUAAAGAUGAAAUGUUUUUUCUUUUUUACUUGGUCUUUGUGCCGCUUCUGAUCACGAUGUAUUGUAUGUUAUUCGGGUUGUUACAUUGUUAUUCCAUUUUUACGCAACGUAUUUACAAUCUGAUAAUGUAAUUAUAUUAAAAAUCUAAAAGUGAGUUUAGUUUAUUCAUUAUACACCGGAUUUAUACGAUAUACGAUUGGCAAUUAUCAGGUGUUGCCAGGUCUAGUUAGAAAAAAGUCGGGAGAAAUUGUGGCAAUAUACAAGGGUCAUUUGAAAAGUUCUUAGCCUAACAUGGUUAAAGUCAUUGUUUUUUUUUUUAUAACUACCCUCAUUUUGUAGUUACAUUAUUUAUCAACAAGUAUGCACAGUUUAGUUUAUUCACAGUAACUCAUUGUUCGUUUACACGUGAUACUGUAAGUCAAAUAAAGCUAUUUUUGAAAAUGGAUAAAAUUGAACAUCGUGCAGUGAUAAAAUACCUGAAUUUGAAAGGUUUAACUCUAAAAGCUAUACAUGAAGACAUGUCUGUUACUUUGGGUGUGUCCGCACCAUCGUAUGCGACUGUUAAAAACUGAGUGGCAGAGUUUAAACGCGGUCGUGAGACCAUUCAAGAUGAGCCCCGUAGUGGCCGGCCUUCGACUCCUUCCACUGAUCAAAACAAAGAAAAAAAUCUGUGAUUUAAUUUUAUCUGAUCGAAGAUUGACUGUCGAGGAGAUAGCUAAGAUUGUAGGCAUCUCGUCUGAGCGAACAUAUAUAAUUACUGAUGAACACGAAGUGGUACACCACUAACAGUUCGAAAAUGUGUCAUAUUUUCAUCCAUUCCUAUCUCAGUUAAUACCUUUACCUUGUAUUAUAUUAUAUUUGGCUACGCCAAUAAUAUUUCGUUUGUUUUUAACAAAUUUAAACAUUAAUUUUAAAUUAUAAUUACAGUUUAACGGUAUAAAUUUUAACGUUGACCUGGCAACACAGGCUUACAGAUUGGCGCCAAAAAUACACGGGCAAAGGAAAAAGUUUUAAAAGAUCUGUAAAGAUAUCUCAAGAAGUUAAUGAUAUCAAGAAUGAUUAAUGAGUAAUAUUUGUUACUUACCAUCAUGUAGUAUUAUUUACUUCAUUACAGUUCCUAUUUUUCUGCAAUUAUGUAUAUCGGAUAUUGUAAAUAAACGAUGAUUAUGAAGGAA